Messenger RNA from Histoplasma capsulatum G186AR, 318 nucleotides. RefSeq lists its product as uncharacterized. NCBI's taxonomy places the organism in Eukaryota, Fungi, Ascomycota, Eurotiomycetes, Onygenales, Ajellomycetaceae. The coding region runs from base 1 to 318 and encodes 105 amino acids. The transcript has 3 exons. The record is from RefSeq and is a predicted model, not a curated record.
AUGGCCGGCAAAGGGAGAUUUGAUGUCGGAACUCACUUCCCUUUCUGGCUCUUUGGGAUCCAACGUGGCUGCGCACUGCCGAUGCAGAGGGAAGGGGAGCAGAAGCAGGAGCAGCGGUCAUCGAUUGACUCGACUCGACUCGUCGGCGCCGUCGCUAGCGGCAGACUGGCAUGGCCGUCUGGCAGAGUGUCAACCGUGGACAGUGGCCUGCGUGUUGCGCCUCGCCUGGACUCCGCCAGAGUCACUCCUCCUGCUGCUGCUCCUGGUGCUGGUCCUGGUGCUCCUGGUGCUUCUUGUUCAUCUCCCUGUAUUGCGUAG